Morus notabilis is the source of this 2075-nucleotide messenger RNA. RefSeq names its product ABC transporter G family member 5. The record is from RefSeq and is a predicted model, not a curated record. Gene Ontology annotation, cellular component: membrane. NCBI's taxonomy places the organism in Eukaryota, Viridiplantae, Streptophyta, Magnoliopsida, Rosales, Moraceae. The transcript has a single exon. Gene Ontology annotation, molecular function: ATP binding; ATP hydrolysis activity; ABC-type transporter activity. Bases 36 to 2021 code for a protein of 661 amino acids.
AGAAGAAAAAAAAAAAGAACUAUAAGCAAAAGUGAAUGGAAACAGACACAGAGAGAUCUUCUUCUUCUUCUUCUAAAACAAUGAAGAAACAACAAGGUGGUUGUGAGAUUGAGGCAAUAUGCAUCAACUACAACAUCAAAACACAAACCAACGAAAACCCUUUUAAGAUCUUCACCAAAAAACCAGUUGAAGCCGAGCCAACAAAAGUCGCCACCAUUAAAGGGUUCAGACAAGUCCUUAAGGAAGUAAACUGCAAGGCAAAGCCAUGGGAAAUCUUCGCCAUCGUGGGCCCGAGCGGGGCGGGGAAGUCUUCGCUGCUCGAAAUCCUGGCAGGGAAGAUCUCCCCGCAGAGCGGCUCGGUACUAGUUAAUGGCAAAUCAAUGGACAAAGCUCGGUUCAAAAGGACUUCCGGGUACGUAACCCAGAAGGACAUGCUAUUUCCUUUACUUACGGUUGAAGAAACCCUAAUGUUUAGUGCAAAACUAAGGCUAGGGCUUCCCCAACCUCACUUGGCAUCCAAGGUCAAGUCAUUGCUCCAGGAGCUAGGGUUGAGCCACGUCGCCGGGGCUCGAGUAGGGGACGACAGGGUUCGGGGGAUCUCCGGCGGAGAGAGGCGACGGGUUUCGAUAGGAGUGGACGUGAUUCAUGACCCCAAAGUGCUUAUCCUUGAUGAACCAACGUCAGGCCUUGAUAGCACUUCAGCAUUGCAGAUAGUGGACAUGUUGAAGACAAUGGCGGAAACUAGAGGAAGGACGAUAGUUCUGAGUAUUCACCAACCGGGCUUCAGAAUCGUAAAGUCUUUCAAUUCAGUCCUUUUGUUGGCUAAUGGUAGUGUUCUUCACCACGGGAGUGUUGACCAGCUUCGUGUCAACCUUAGGCUAAUGGGAUUGGAGCUUCCUCUUCAUGUCAACAUUGUUGAGUUUGCCAUUGACUCCAUUGAAAACAUUCAAGAGCAUCAGAAAGCUAAUCACCACAUUCCACAGAAAAAAGGAAUCAUGCCAUCAUAUCAUCAUCAUCAUGAUAAUCAUGAUCAUGAUCAUCAAUAUGGUGAGAGCAAAAGUGGGAAGUUCACUCUUCAGCAGCUCUUUCAAGAGUCAAAAGUCGUAGAUGAGGAGAUCAUAGUCAACAGUGGGAUUAUUGAUUUGAUCCCAAGAGAUCAUGAGUUUGCAAACUCAAGAUUGAAAGAAACUAUUGUCCUCACUCAUAGAUUCUCCAGAAACAUUUUCAGAACCAAAGAGUUAUUUGCAUGCAGGACAGUUCAAAUGCUGCUCUCAGGGCUCGUCUUGGGGUCAAUUUUCUGCCAUCUUAAGGAUGAUUUGGUUGGAGCUCAAGAAAGGGUAGGCCUAUUUGCAUUCAUUUUGACUUUCUUGUUGUCCUCAACUAUAGAAGCUUUACCAAUCUUUUUACAAGAGAGAGAAAUUCUCAUGAAGGAGACUUCUAGUGGGAGUUAUAGAGUCUCAUCUUAUGCCAUUGCAAAUGGGUUAGUCUAUUUGCCAUUUCUACUCAUUUUGGCCGUAUUAUUUUCAAUACCCUUGUAUUGGCUUGUGGGAUUGAACACAAAUUUCAUGGCAUUUCUGCACUUUUUGUUGCUGAUAUGGCUGAUUUUGUACACCGCAAACUCAGUUGUGGUGUGCUUCAGUGCAUUGGUGCCAAAUUUCAUAGUUGGGAACUCGGUGAUUGCCGGUGUUAUGGGGUCAUUCUUUCUCUUCUCCGGAUAUUUCAUAUCAAAGAAUGAGAUCCCAAAGUAUUGGAUUUUCAUGCAUUUUUUGUCACUGUUUAAGUAUCCAUUUGAAGGGUUUUUGAUAAAUGAGUUCUCUAAUUCUGGCAAGUGCUUGGAGUAUUUGUUUGAGAAGUGCAUGGUGAGUGGUGAAGAUGUGCUUAGAGAGGAAGGUUAUGGGGAAGAAAGUAGGUGGAGAAAUGUGGGUGUUAUGGUGGGGUUCAUCUUGGUUUACAGGUUCAUUUCUUAUGUUAUUCUAAGAUGUAGAUGCUCUCAGAGAGGACUAAGGAGUGUCCUUGUUUAAUAUUGUAAUAAUAGAAUAAUUAGUUGUGGGACCCUCUCUCUCUCUCUCUCUCUC